Salvelinus fontinalis (brook trout) is the source of this 4074-nucleotide messenger RNA. Its product is annotated as T-box brain protein 1-like. Gene Ontology annotation, biological process: commitment of neuronal cell to specific neuron type in forebrain; regulation of neuron projection development; positive regulation of DNA-templated transcription. NCBI's taxonomy places the organism in Eukaryota, Metazoa, Chordata, Actinopteri, Salmoniformes, Salmonidae. Gene Ontology annotation, molecular function: DNA-binding transcription factor activity, RNA polymerase II-specific; RNA polymerase II cis-regulatory region sequence-specific DNA binding. The transcript has 6 exons. Gene Ontology annotation, cellular component: nucleus. The record is from RefSeq and is a predicted model, not a curated record. The coding region runs from base 1539 to 3173 and encodes 544 amino acids.
GGUCCAUUUAUACAGAAUGGCUGCAUCUGAAAUGGCACACUAAUCCUUAUGUAGUUCCCUGGGUCCUUGUCAAAUGUAUUGCAUGUGCUGUUGAAGUCAGAAGUUUACAUACACUUAGGUUGGAGUCAUUAAAACCUGUUUUUCAACCACUCCACAAAUUUCUUGUGAACAAACUUUUUUGGCAAGUCGGUCAGGACAUCGGCUUUGUGCAUGACACAAGUAAUUUUUCAAACAAUUGUUUACAGAUUUUUUCACUUAUCAUUCACUGUAUCACAAUUCCAGUGGGUCAGAAGUUUACAUACACUAAGUUUACUGUGCCUUUAAACAGCUUGGAAAACUAUUUUUUGCCAAGACCUCAAAAAAAUAUUUGUGACCUCUGCAAGUCUGAUUCAUCCUUUGGAGCAAUUUCCAAACGCCUGAAGGUACCACAUUCAUCUGUACAAACAAUAGUAUGCAAGUAUCAACACCAGGGGACCACGCAGCUGUCAUACCGCUCAGGAAGGAGACGCAUUCUGUGUCCUAGAGAUGAACUUACUUUGGAACUGAAAAAGUGUGUGCGAGCAACCAAAUACUAAUUGAGUGUUUGUAAACUUCUGACCCACUGGGAAUGUGAUGAAAGAAAUAAAGUAUGAAAUCAUUCUCUCUACUAUUAUUCUGACAUUUCACAUCAAAAUAAAGUGUUGAUCUUAACUGACCUAAGACAGGAAAUUGUUAGUAGAAUUAAGUGUCAGGAAUUGUGAAAAACUGAGUUUAAAUGUAUUUGGCUGAGGUGUAUGUGAACCUCCGACUUCAACUGUAUAUAGUGAAUAGGUCCCACUUCCGACACACCCUGUGAAUCUUGCCUAGCUGCCAGGUUCGCGCCCGGGUAUGGGCGAGGGGACGGACGCAAAGUUAAACUGUUACACCAGCUGUCACUAGCUGUCAUUUUUCAAUUAGUUAUGCCAUAGUUGAUGACACUUCUGACACUCGAAGCAUUGUUUUCCAAUGACAUUAAAAUGACCCUGCCCACUUUCAAGAUUUAGCAAUAUUUCCUGAUUUAAAAAAAGUUUAAUGAUGAAAUAUGAAUGUUGUCAUUAACUAUAAAAAUGUUUAAAUAUAUCAUCUACCUGCCACAUGGUACUAGAGGUAUAACAACAGCAGUAUUUAGUUCCAGUCCAGCAAAACGAACAUGAUCAGAGAGAUUUCUAUAACUGUUAGAAAUAUAACUGUUUGUACAGUCUACUUAUAAACCUUAUCCCUAUUCUGUAAUGUAAAGGGUAACAAUUGUAGACGUUUCAUUAGUUUCGUUCCAAGAGUAUUUGGAGUUCAUAUUCCCUACAUGUGAUACGGGUAACCUUAACCAAAUUGUUUUUUGUGUUGCGCGUAAUUCUACUUGCGCAGCUCCAAUAUCUUCGCAUCUCAACAUCCAACACCCAAUAAUAUAGAUAGCGACUACCACAGGUCUGAACUCGCUAUCCAGUACCACCCUAUGCUCUCCUCAAGUGAAGGGCUGAACUGAAAAGAGGAACCUAACACGUUCUAAUAAAGAAACCACAGGGAUGACAAAUCCGUCAGACGCAGACGACUUUAUCGACUCGGAGGACUCAUUUGGUGACGGCGACAAGGGAAGCAGUAGGCAUUCUGCUCAAGAGACCGUCUGUGACAAUCGUCAUAACUUCCAUGGAUCUACAGAGGGACCGUAUCCCUCGUCUCAGCCCAGCCCCAGCCAAGCUCAGUCCGCGUCUGCUACCUCGUCUGGUACCAUGUUCCCACACCGGACACUGCACGGAGCCACCUACCCGGCCCUCGCCAUCACCAGUUCGGGUCACUACAUGGCACACCAUCCUGUGGUCACGCAAGGCUCAUAUAAUAGCCUCUUGACCACUACGUCACCUCAAGGCUUCCCAGCGCCCGGAUAUUUUUACGCCCAGCCAUACGGGCAUGGCCACCAAGGAGGUGCUUUCCACAAGAGCUCAGCAAUGCAAACCGGGAUGGUUUUUGGUAAAGCGCAAGUUUAUCUCUGCAAUAGGGCUCUGUGGCUCACGUUUCACAGGCACCAAACAGAAAUGAUCAUCACUAAACAGGGGCGACGAAUGUUUCCCUUCCUGAGCUUUAAUAUAUCUGGACUUGAUCCGACGGCAAAUUACAAUAUUUUUGUGGACGUCAGUCUCGCGGACCCUAAUCACUGGCGGUUCCAAGGAGGACAGUGGGUACCCUGCGGCAAAGCGGAGUCAAAUGGGACAGGGAACAAGGCCUAUAUGCAUCCAGACUCUCCGAACACCGGCGCGCACUGGAUGCGUCAAGAAAUUUCUUUUGGAAAACUGAAGUUGGCAAAUAAUAAAGGGGCAUUGGAAAGUGCAGGGCAGAUGGUUGUCGUUCAGUCCCUCCAUAGGUACCAACCCCGUCUUAAUGUGGUCGAGGUGCACGAGGAUGGGGCCGAGAACGCAAGUCAACCCAGACAGUCAUUUACGUUCCCCGAGACGCAAUUCGUUGCAGUCACAGCAUACCAGAACACAGACAUAACACAGCUGAAAAUAGACCACAAUCCUUUCGCAAAAGGUUUUCGGGACAAUUAUGACAAAAUCUACACAGGCUACGAUAGUGACCGGUUGACGCCAUCGCCGAGUGACUCGACCUACGCCCAGUUUGUGCCCGGUGCCAGAUAUGCACUUGCUAAUUCUUUCCUUCAGCACCAAUUCGUCAGCACGUAUGCCAAAUCCUGUUUCCGCCCUAGCGCAGGAGCUACGUCUGGACUAGACUAUAACGUCCCCUUAACUAACAGCAUGCUGUCACCGCAAACCAGCGAGGAGGACACGAUGGCGGCAUCCCCGAGAUGGUUUGUGACACCGAACAACAACAGACUGGACUAUGCCUCCCGCACAAAUGACGCGACUGGAAACACGGCAACUUUGCUGUCAUAUGCAACAGCUGGAAAGGCACUACAGCUGUCCGCAACGGACAGUUCGGGUAGAGCCCUUACUUAUUACGCAGAACCAACGGAUUUUGCGCCUACCUCACCCCAGUAUUGCAGUGCGUCUAGCCCGGCUCUGUCCUGCUGGACUAAUGGACACGCUAUUGGUACUGCGGACUUUGACGAGGUCCUCUCACUUUCAAAGGAGAGUUUGCCAACGAGUGUCUCUGAAGACGCAAAACCACAAGAUAUCUCGGAGUCUAGUUGGAUAGAGACAUCAUAAACUGAAUUGAAGAGAUAUCCCAACCUAGGUUAUUGGCACCAGUCUAAAUAAUCAUCUGGAAAUCGUUCAUUCGUUUUUUCAUUAGACUGCAUUUUUGGAUUAGCCUAGAGUGGGCUAUGGAUAUGACUGAAGUGUUAAAAUGUUAACGACAAAAUAGUCUAUUUAAGCUAUAAUAAUGUAUAUAUUUAACAUUAGCUGUAGUCCUACUCUAGAUGUUUUAAUUGAAUCCUGUUUUCUAAUUUGACUGAUUUGAUUGGUUGAUUUUUGAUUUGUUGAAUACAUUUCUGGAAAGUGUUCAUGUCUUAGCCUGCGUUGAGUUUCCUUGGCAUUAUGUUUUAUGGUGCUGGCUUUAGUAGCCUAUAUAGGAUCCACAAUGUCUUUACUAGCGCAAAAAAACAAGGUUCUGAGUUAUAACAACUGUACUUAAAGUAAGUAGCCCAAAUGCUUCAAAACACAAUGGACAUAUUCAUAAAUCAUCGCCCAACGCAAAAAAAGGUGAAGAGGGAAUUUGUUGUAGUCUUUGAUAGGAUGUACACUAAUUAAUUAUCUAAAAAUGAAGUAAAAAUAUAAAUUCGAUUAAAAGCAGAUGGAGAAGUUGCAAUUCCUUUUCUCUUUAAACGUGUUUAUACCAGGUGUGAUGGUUUAUCAGUGUUGUUGCUGCUUUGCUUGCAGAUGCGUGAACAAUGGAGCAAACUGAAGAUGAAAGAUAUUCAUAAGAGGACCACAAUGGACAUAAGUAAUCUGAACUUGUUUUUUAAUCCUUAAUAAUGUUUAAUGUGUGUAUUGUUGUACUCACAUAGCUGAUUCAACAUCUGUAUUUAACAUUUGUCAAAUAACUUUCAUUUAUUCGGCGACUAUUGACGUUUUCUUUAAAAAAUAAAAUAUUUUUGUGUUAAAGUAA